AAAUUGCGACCUGUACCUUGAGCACAAGGUUUACAUGAACAGCCAGACGGAGGGAUGGACUUAGCUUAAUCGAUUUAAAAACGAUUCUAAGCCCUCCCCACUAAAGUGGUUUAGGGUAGCUUUUUACUUUAGGUCAAAAGAUAAUGAAGAAAGAUAUAGCACAUUGAAAUGACACAAUAAAUCUUAUAAAAAGUAUAUCUUCGCUCUGCUCAAACAUCUCAAAAAUUACCAAAAACGGGGAUUUGUUAAAAAGUGUAAACUGUCUUUAAAUAUCUUACGUUAACACUUUCCAUAUCGGUUUCUAAGCAGAAAUUAUAUUACUACAUACGGUUUUUAUAACCAUAGUAACCAAAACUUUGUUUAUUGAAAUAAAUAUUGAAAAUUAUAAAAUAUUUUACCUAAAAUCGAGCAAAAAAAACUUUAGAAGAAAAGCAGAACAGUAAAAUAUUUAAAAUUCAAUACAAAAUAUGGCUAAUUUCGUAUAUCCCGAAGAAUUAACAUAUUUCAUUGAAAGUAUUCGACCAUUUCAAAUUAAAGAUGUUGGUUCAACAAAAUGGUUAGAUGUCCAUGAAAUGAUUAUUAAACUUAGCCAACAGGCAUUACUUGAGGCUGCCGAACAUCGCGAAGAGGAAGUUAAGGAAAUGUUAAUAGCUCGUGAUAAGCUAAAGGUGUUAAUACACGAAGCAUUUUGUAUAUUUUUGUGGAAAACAAAAGUUUUACCGCAUCUCUUAGAUAUCGAUCCAAAUCCUUCGGCUACGUUUUUGAUCUAUACGGUUUUAUAUCAUGAAGGAGCGGUAAUUUCACUCUUAGACAUGGCAUUAUAUCAUGAAAGUGGUUGUGAGGCAUUACAGGAUUCGGCUAUUGAUUUGAUCGACUAUUGUGCUCAAGCUGUAGCUCAGGUUAUUGGUUUAGCAAGGUAGGUUUGUAAGGACAUG
Messenger RNA from Lucilia cuprina (Australian sheep blowfly), 935 nucleotides. Its product is annotated as zinc finger MYND domain-containing protein 10 homolog. Gene Ontology annotation, cellular component: centriolar satellite; cytoplasm. The transcript has a single exon. The record is from RefSeq and is a predicted model, not a curated record. NCBI's taxonomy places the organism in Eukaryota, Metazoa, Arthropoda, Insecta, Diptera, Calliphoridae. Gene Ontology annotation, biological process: outer dynein arm assembly; inner dynein arm assembly; motile cilium assembly. The coding region runs from base 468 to 920 and encodes 150 amino acids.